Solanum verrucosum is the source of this 1231-nucleotide messenger RNA. RefSeq names its product acetylserotonin O-methyltransferase-like. Gene Ontology annotation, biological process: methylation. The record is from RefSeq and is a predicted model, not a curated record. Gene Ontology annotation, molecular function: protein dimerization activity; O-methyltransferase activity; S-adenosylmethionine-dependent methyltransferase activity. Lineage: Eukaryota; Viridiplantae; Streptophyta; Magnoliopsida; Solanales; Solanaceae. Bases 1 to 1110 code for a protein of 369 amino acids. The transcript is spliced from 3 exons.
AUGGAGAAACAAAUAAAUGGAAAAACAAGAACAAAUGAUGAAAAAAAAAAUCAAGAAUCUCAUGAAGCACAAGCAAAUAUGUGGAAAUUUGUGUUUGGUUUCACAGAAAUGGCUGUGAUUAAAUGUGCCAUUGAAUUAGGAAUUACUGAUUUUUUGGAAAAAAAUCAAGAACCUAUUAGCCUAAAUCAACUUUCUAUUGCACUUGGUUGUUGUUAUUCUUCCCUCUAUCGUAUCCUAAGGUUCUUGAUCAACCGUGGAAUAUUCAAGGAGACAUCAACCAAAAGCGGCAAAAGCGGCUAUGUUCAAACGCCUCUUUCCCGCCUUCUCAUUAAAGAAGGCGAGAAUAGCAUGGCUGCUUUCCUGCUAUUUGAAAACAGCCCUGUGAUGUUGGCAUCGUGGCACAAUCUUAGUGCACGUAUUUCAUCAAAGGACAAUAGUAUGUCCUCCUUUGAAGCAGCUCAUGGAAAGGAUGUCUGGAAGUACGCGGAAGCUGACCCUAAACACAGUAACCUCUUGAACAACGCAAUGGCGUGUGAUGCUAGGGUAGCAGUAUCUGCAAUUAUCGACGGUUGCCCCGAGAUAUUCGAGGGGGUGAACACGGUGGUUGAUGUUGGUGGUGGUGAUGGAACAACACUUAGAUUAUUGGUGGAGGCUUUUCCUUGGAUUAAUGGGAUUAAUUUUGAUCAACCUCAUGUUGCUUCUGUUGCACCUCAUGCUAUUGGUGUUGUACAUGUUGGAGGUGACAUGUUUAAUUAUGUUCCCAAAGCUGAUGCUGCCUUCCUCAUGUGGGUUUUACAUGAUUGGAGUGAUGAAGAAUGCAUACAAAUAUUAACAAAGUGUAGAGAAGCAAUUCCACAAGAUAAUGGGAAAGUGAUAAUAUUGGAAGCAAUAAUUGGUGAAAAAGAAGAAAAUAUUAUAAGAGGAUCAAAUAAUAAGAAGCUCAAAGAUGUUGGUUUAAUGUUGGAUAUGGUGAUGAUGGCUCACACAAGCAAUGGAAAAGAGAGAACUACAAAAGAAUGGGCUUAUGUUUUGAAUGAAGCUGGAUUUAAUAAACACACAAUUAGUCACAUUAAUGCUGUUCAAUCUGUUAUUCAAGCUUAUCCUUCUUGAUUUUUACAGUGUUUGGAGACGGAUUUAGAAUGUAAACUCUGUUGAUUUAUCUAUAAGGUUCUUAAAAAGCAUUGAAGUCGUUGUAUUUUUGAAAUUAUGAAUUUAAAUCUGCUAUUUGUUG